AUUUCAGAGUCGGACGGCAGAGAGCCGUUGAGUUUGGAUGAAAUGGCGUCGCAAACUUUCCUGUUCAUUCUCGCUGGACAUGAGACUACUUCUGCAUCUUUGUGUUUCCUGCUUUACGAGUUGGCUGUUAAUCAAGAGAUGCAGCAAAAACUGUAUGAUGAGAUCAAAGCUGUGGAUGGAGACAUAACCUAUGAAACUAUUAAAGAACUGGAGUACAUGGACAUGAUAUUCAACGAAAUGUUGAGGAAAUAUCCCGCUGCGCCAGUACUGAUUCGGCUAUGUGUGAAAGACUUCAUUCUUCCCAAUGGUUUUCUAAUCAGGAAAGGAACUCAAGUGAUGAUUCCGGUCUAUGCGCUUCAGAAGGAUCCCAAAUAUUUUCCGCAGCCUGAUAAAUUUGAGCCGGAAAGAUUUAGUAAGAGAGCGCCAAUCCACAAGAUUGUCCCCUUCUCUUUCAUGCCCUUUGGUGAGGGACCUCGAUAUUGUAUUGGUAAACGCUUUGGUAUAGCGUCUGUGAAAUUGGGACUCAUCCACAUUUGUCGAAAUUCAAGGUUUUGCCAGCAAGCAACACAAAAAUCCGCUGGAAAUUGAGAAGAAAACAUUCGUUUUGAACCUUACAAGGACCUCACACUCAAGCUGAUAGCAAGAGAUACUUAGGCAUAAUGUACCAAUGUAAUGUAGCUGUUACAGGUUUAUUGAUGUAAUAUUAGCUGUUCAUUCUCGUUGAAAAUAAUCAAUAAUAUAUUUAAAUAGGCGAGAAAUUAUAUUUUCCUACAGUUACGUUGAAAAGUGGCCAUUGCUGCACUGAUUACAGAACGCAAAGAAUCACUUUUCCGCUCUAGUGCGGGAAAAAGUUUUCUGCACUCCAGAUUUGCAACAUGGCAACGCAAAAUAUUAGUAGGUUAUAUGGAGCAACAGUGCAGCAAAAUCAAAAUGAAGUUGGUAACAGUGACUGCUGUGGCUGCUAUAGUGAGCAGAGGGCACCAAGCACAACGCGCUAAUUAUUAUUCAUUAUAUAUUAUAACCAAGGACAACGAGGACUUUAGGAUUUAGAUUAAGGUUUUAUCAAUAAUAAAACUACACAGGAAAACAUUUGAUGCAUUUCAGGCAAUUUUACCCAUAAUUACCCACUUUUCAUAUUCAAUGGUAACUGUAGGAAAAACUUAAUGUGAAAUGUGCGCUAAGUUCCUCUGCUGCACUCAAGAAACCAUUCCUUACUCGCCUACGGCUCGGGCGCGUAAACGUUUCUUUCGGUGCAGCAAACUGACACUUGCGCACUAGUUGCACAAAUAACUAUUUCAAUAAUUUCAUAAUGAGUUUUCAUAAUUAAUAUGUAAUAUUUGUUAAUCAUUAUUCAUUCUACAUUGUUAAAAGACGAUCUGGCAACAGAACAAAGCGAGAAAGAGAUAGGCUAUCCUUUGUAGAAUGAUAGACAAGGAUAGCAAUACCAUUGCUAAUUAAAAACGUGGACAUCAUUGUAGACUAUAGUGAGGUCCACGUUAUAAUGGCAGUUUUUGAUUAGCAAUGGUAUUGCUACCUUGUCUAUCAUUCAACACAGCGGAUAGCGAUAUCUCUUUCUCGCUUUGUUCUUUUGCUAGAUCGUCUUUCAACAAUGUAGAAUAAAUUGAUAAUAAAUCAACAAAAUAUUUUUACUCUUAGUGUAGUUGAGAAGUUGAUGUGGUAAUUAUUCAUAUUCAAUGAAAAAGACUAAGAAAUUGUCAAAAAACAGGAAUCUGUGUUUUUUGACAAUUUCUUAGUCUUUUUCAUUCAACAAAAUAUUUCAUUUUAAUUAUGGAAUUAUAGGAAAAUAUCAUUUCUUGUUCAAUAAAAUAUAAUUGAUCAUUUCAAACGAGAAUGAACAGUCAAUACUACAUCAAUAAACCUGUAUCAGCUACCGUCUAUAGAUGCAUCGACAAGACAGAGGAUCAGCAACGUUGUUUCCCUAUCUUUCUCCACUGUCAUCAUAACGUGGCUGCAUCUUCACUGUGUUGCCAGAUUGUCUUUACAAAUGUAGAAAUGAUAAUAUUAAUUAAAGAAAUACUUCAUCUUAAUUAUGAAAAUUCAUCAUGAGCUUAUUUAGAAAUAUAACUUAUUGCUUAAUGAAA
This is a messenger RNA of Nilaparvata lugens (brown planthopper), 2102 nucleotides long. RefSeq names its product cytochrome P450 3A19-like. Gene Ontology annotation, molecular function: iron ion binding; monooxygenase activity; heme binding. The transcript has 3 exons. Lineage: Eukaryota; Metazoa; Arthropoda; Insecta; Hemiptera; Delphacidae. Bases 43 to 588 code for a protein of 181 amino acids. The record is from RefSeq and is a predicted model, not a curated record.